AUGUGGAGCGGGAACGCCAGCGCGCCGGAGAAGGCCGCCCAGGCCCCAGCCCCCGUCCGGGAGGUGGUCCAGCAGAAGCCGACCCCAGCCUCAGCGAUGGAACCGACGGAACCGAAGAUGACCCCCAAUCCAGUCCGGUAUGGGCUUCUGCAUAAGGCGGGGUUGCCCCCGGUCCCCAACCGGAGCGGGGCCCCUCACGGGCCCGGCCCGGGCCCGGGCCCGGCCCCCGCCCCGCCCCGCCCAGCCCGGCCCCGCCCCAGCCCGGGAGGUGAUGCUGCAGAAGGCAACCCUGGGCCCCGCCCCACCCCAGGAUGGGAUGCGGCAGAAAGCAAUCCCGGGCCCGGCCCUGGGCCAAGCCUCGAUCCCAGUCCCAGCCCCCGCACCCGGGGGGGGGCGGCCGAAAGCUACCCUGGGCCUGGCCCCGGCCCCCGCUCUGGCCUCGCCCCCGGCCCAACCCCCCGGGGGGAUCCGACAGAAAGCGACCCCGGGCCCCGCCCCAGUCCAGGAGGGGGUUCGGCCGAAAGCAAUCCCGGGCUCGGCCCCGGCCCCGCCCCUGGCUCCGGCUCCGGCCCCAGCCCCCGGGGGGGUCUGGCCGAAAACAACCCCGGGCCCGGCCCUGACUCCGGGUCUAGCUCCAGCCCCGGCUCCGGCCCCACCCCCAGGGGGGGUCUGGCUGAAAGCAAUCCCGGGCCCGGCUCUGACUCCGGCCCUGGCUCCGCCAUCCGCCCCGCAUCGGCCCCCGCAUCGGCCCCCGCAUCGGCCCCGGGGGGGUUCCGGCCGAAAGCGACAUCGGCCCCGGCCUUGACUCCGGCCAUGGCUCCGCCCCCGGCCCCCGCACCGGCCCCCGGGGGGUUCCGGCCCAAAGCAACCCAGGCCCCCGUCCUGACUCCGGCGAUGACUCCGCCCCCGGCCCCGGCACCAGCCCCCGGGGGGUUCCAGCCCAAAGCAACCCAGGCCCCGUCCUGGCUCCGGCGAUGGCUCCGCCCCCGGCCCCGGCAGCAGCCCCCGGGGGGUUCCAGCCCAAAGCAACCCAGGCCCCAGUCCUGGCUCCGGCGAUGACUCCGCCC
This is a messenger RNA of Sarcophilus harrisii (Tasmanian devil), 1067 nucleotides long. RefSeq names its product basic proline-rich protein-like. The transcript has a single exon. NCBI's taxonomy places the organism in Eukaryota, Metazoa, Chordata, Mammalia, Dasyuromorphia, Dasyuridae. Bases 1 to 1059 code for a protein of 352 amino acids. The record is from RefSeq and is a predicted model, not a curated record.